AUGGCGGCCCGUCCGCCCUGCCCGGCGCUGUGCCUGUGCCUGGCCGCGCUGCUGAGCCUGCGGGCGGCCAGCGCCCUGCCCCUGGCCCCCGGCCCGCGGGGCGAGGUGCAAGCCGCGGCUUUGCAGCGGCUGCGGGAGGUGUUCGACAUCGAGGAGCUGCCGCCCGACGUGCUGCCCCGCAAGAAGCCGCCGCAGUUCAUGGUGGAUCUCUUCAACAAGGUGGCCGACGCCAACGGCAUCACCCGCGCCCCGGGGCUGCUGCAGGGAGACGUGGUGCGGAGCUUCGAGGACAGAGGUGGGGCGGGGGGUGAAUCCCCUCGGCAGAGCGGCCGCCGUGCCCGCUGCGGGGCCCCCGCACCGCCCGGCCGCCGGCACACGGGCUCAGACCCGGCGGGGUACGCGGCUGGUGCUGCCGGGGCUGGCGGUCUUCCUAAAGGACGGUCUUUUCCAGUUCGCGUGGACCAGCACCACUUCUACUUCGACAUCAGCGCGAUGGAGAAGGGCGAGCAGAUGCUGAAAGCAGAGUUCAGGGUCUUCAAGCUCAAGAUGGCACGUGUGUCCAGAAGGUCCGACGUGAAGCACUUCUGCAAAGUGGAAGUGUAUGAGCUCUUGGAGAGUGGAAGUAAGCCACAGAAAAAACAUCUAAUUGCAUCAAGAUUAUUGUCCCUGUACACAGAAGGCUGGGAAGUCUUCAAUGUCACGCAGACAGUUUCCAAGUGGGUUGGAAACAGCAGCUCCAACCAUGGCUUAUUGUUAACAACGACACACGUAUUCAACAAUAGAAUUGAACACAACCUGAUUAAGUUUGCCAAGAGCCAGGACACUUUGCAGGAGAGUAGAAAUGCUCUCCUUGUUCUCUUCACUAACAGUAACAAACAGAGGUCUCCCAGCUUUGUACUGUCCUCCACAAAAUCAGAAAUAAACCCCGACAAAAUUGAUACUUCACAUGUGCUUCAUGAAAAUGAUGUCAUCAAAAGCAGCAGUGCAAGCAUGGACAGGAGACCUCGAGCUGCCCCAGUCCCUUCUGCCAAAAGCCAGGUAACAGCAUGUCAUCGAAGGGAACUCUAUGUAGACUUCCGUGCUAUUGGCUGGUCAGGAUGGAUUAUUCAUCCGAGUGGAUACAACGCAUUUUAUUGCAGAGGGUCCUGUCUCUUCCCUUUGGGGGAAAGUCUGAAUGCAACAAACCAUGCUACAGUUCAGUCCAUCGUCCAUACACUGAAACUGUCUCAAGAUGUCAGCAUGCCCUGCUGUGUGCCAGAUCAAUUGAAGUCCCUCAACCUUCUCUACUUUGAUGACAAAGAGAAUGUGGUCCUUAAAAAUUAUAAAGACAUGGUGGCAACAAGGUGUGGUUGUCAUUAGCAGCACCUCUUUUUGUCUGCAUUUGGUGUGCACCUGGAUUCAGUUCCCCAUUUGUCACUGAAGAUACCAGAGGAGAUGGUAUUUCAGCUUACAGGGCAGGAGAGCCAGAAACUUAUCUGUACAUUAAAUCCUUUUCCUCUUACCAUGGCUCUGUGGAAAGGUGGCUGACUUUUAAAGAGUUGUGAACUUCAACACCUCCAUGGAGAGCUCUUUGAGUGCCUGUACACCAGAGGAAACUACUAAAAUCAGGACUUCCUAUGUGAAGGAGUUGAAAUAGAUCAAGUUGACUGUUCAAAUUAAGGUCUUGUUCUGUAUAUUAAUGCUCAGAAUUUUCUGUGAUUUAACAGGUGGGGUAUCCUGCCUCAAUCCAGGAUGGGGUGCAGGUGUCUUAGUAACACAACCUUAUUCAGUUUUGGCUGCAUGAUCCAGUAGGGAUGUACAUUCCUACAUUGAGCUUUCAGGGUUUUUGCCCACAGCUCGUCUUGGAGGCCUCUACCACCUGCUGAUGAUGCAUUAUUGGGAAAAGCACUUCUUCCCUGUGCUUUAUGCAGCUCUACCAAAUGCAGAAACCUCCUUGUAAGUCCCCAUGGUACUUGCUAGCCAGUCUGAGGGAAUGCAAAAGUCAGUAUUUGUCUGGGAAUCAGCACAUUUGGCUUCUAACUCAGGGCUGCAACUCUGUAUAAUGAAGGGUCAACCUGUUCCUCUGUAAAACUAUUCUCUUCCACCAUGGUCUGCUGUGGCUAUUCAGCUGUGUGGCACCAGAGAUUGUCUUUGUGUGUUUGCACAGUGGUUGUACAAUGGGAUCCUAAUCUUGGAUCAGAAUACUCAUAGUUUAGCAGGAAGAAAACCAUUAAGCUUUGGAGGUCCAUGGGAACAUGCUGGAUGCUGGCCUGGUCCUGUGUCUGAGGCAAGUUUGGUGGAAUGUGCUCAAUGAUUCACUUCCAUUCUUCCUUGAAGAAUAGGACAUAGACUUGUAAGGGGCCCCCUGGGGUCUUUCAGUCUCACUGCAGUUUCAUGCAAGUAACUAGCCCAGCACAGUUCCUCAGUCAGUUCACUGAGUUGUACCUUUAUCCGGGUUAGGUUUCUUGUCUCUAUUAAUCCUUGAAGGAGGCUGAUUUCUCACAGAAUGUGACAUCUCCCAUGGGUAGAAACUUCAUAGGGAAUUUUUUUACUCCAAUGAGAUUUAAAAAUAUAUAUAUAUAUUUAUGUGAUGUUUUUCUUUCUGUAAAU
Pseudopipra pipra is the source of this 2589-nucleotide messenger RNA. RefSeq names its product bone morphogenetic protein 2-like. Bases 1 to 1359 code for a protein of 452 amino acids. Gene Ontology annotation, cellular component: extracellular region. NCBI's taxonomy places the organism in Eukaryota, Metazoa, Chordata, Aves, Passeriformes, Pipridae. The record is from RefSeq and is a predicted model, not a curated record. The transcript has 4 exons. Gene Ontology annotation, molecular function: cytokine activity; growth factor activity.